AUUAUCCACCACCAUAAAAAUAAUUUAUUCGAAAAAAAAAGGCUAUGUAAAGUCGUCAUCUACAUGCGACAGCCGUCGUCGUUUACCGGAAGUAACAACAGCAGAGGCAGACAAAGACAAAAAAUGUCAGGGUGUUUUUACUUUGUCAUGGUUGGUCAUCAUGACAACCCGGUAUUUGAGAUGGAGUUCUUACCAUCCGGGAAGCCUGAAUGCAAGGAUGACCACCGUCAUUUAAACCAGUUUAUUGCACAUGCAGCCCUGGAUUUGGUGGAUGAAAACAUGUGGCUGUCUAACAACAUGUACUUAAAAACUGUGGACAAGUUCAACGAGUGGUUUGUGUCCGCCUUUGUCACUGCAGGACAUAUAAGAUUCAUCAUGCUUCAUGAUGUGCGACAAGAAGAUGGAAUCAAGAACUUUUUUAAUGAUGUGUAUGAUUUAUACAUUAAGUUUGCAAUGAAUCCAUUCUAUGAGACCAACGCACCAAUCCGCUCCACGGCAUUUGAGAGGAAAGUGCAGUUUCUUGGAAAGAAACAUCUUCUUAAUUAAGUGUGUCACAUGCACAGUGUUCUCAGUGCAACAUGUUUAUUAAUGCAAUGUUGCUGUCUGGAUUGAGUGUUCUUUUUUAAGUGUCUUGUGAAUAAUGUCUAUAAAGCAUUUUUGUGACUGCUAUACUUGCAUUAUGGUCAUUGCUUUAUGUCCUAAAAAGAGAGUUUGCGCUGCUUUUACACUACCUGUAAAAGCAGUUAUUUUCCUUUUUUUUUUCUUCAUGAUGCUGUUCUGUUUUAAUGGUACUCAUACAAACUGGGUGAAAGAAGCCUGCACAAUAUCAGAAGCAGGAGGGAGCCCGUGUGGAAAGGAAUGCAGUUAAAGUCGAGAUAGAGGUGUGACACCUUAGGCUGUAACGCAUUUCUUCCGCCCUGUUUUGUUCAAAUUAAUUCGCUGUCCAUCAAGCCUGAAUGGGAAUCGAAAACCGGUUCCUUUUAGAACCACCUUUCUAUUAAUUUGAUUCCUAAUAGUUUGCCUGCUUGCCUAUUACCGACAGGAUUGAUAAGUGAUGGGUCUUCUGUUAGAAUUUUGUGGAAUUGUGUCGCAGGCAUUAUUUUAUGUGCUAGCCACAAAAUGGAUUACUUUUAUGUCAUGGAACAUUGUCAUGCAUAAAAAUCACUCUUCUU
Molecule: messenger RNA, 1172 nt
Organism: Hippocampus comes (tiger tail seahorse)
Lineage: Eukaryota; Metazoa; Chordata; Actinopteri; Syngnathiformes; Syngnathidae
Gene: trappc2
Product: trafficking protein particle complex subunit 2
Exons: 5
Coding region: 64-546 (160 amino acids)
Biological process (GO): endoplasmic reticulum to Golgi vesicle-mediated transport
Source: RefSeq, a predicted model, not a curated record